This is a messenger RNA of Saccostrea cuccullata (small rock oyster), 3509 nucleotides long. RefSeq names its product ligand of Numb protein X 2-like. The transcript has 16 exons. The record is from RefSeq and is a predicted model, not a curated record. Gene Ontology annotation, molecular function: zinc ion binding; protein binding. NCBI's taxonomy places the organism in Eukaryota, Metazoa, Mollusca, Bivalvia, Ostreida, Ostreidae. Bases 245 to 2113 code for a protein of 622 amino acids.
AGUUAGAGAGUUCUACUUCACGGCCCAUAACUCCGGAUGUUUUUGUCACAAAGCACUGCACUGCAGACCACCGUGUAAGAAUUUCAUGAAAAAUGUUACAAAUGAAGAUGUAGCAAAGAGAAAUCAGGAAGCCAGCUGCCUGGAGAUGAUCAGAUUGAAAUUGAUGAUAAACAGAGAUACCUAAGUCACAUACAGGUAAGUACAGUGCCUCAGCUGCCAUGAGUUGAUCUGACAGAGAGUUGUGAUGGCAGGCUGUGACAUACCCGGUGCUUGCUAUCAUGACUACGCUAACGACACAGCUCUGUCUCUGUCACUCAAACAGUUUCAGCUGUCCAAAAACAUCGUAUGCCAGAAGUGUGGACAGUUCCAUGAGCCGUACGGGACUCAUCUUUAUGACUACCACCAAGCCGUGGACGAAGAUCUCAUGUGUCAAAUCUGCCUUCAGCCUUUGGUGAACCCUCUGGACACUAAAUGUGGCCAUACCUACUGCUCAAGGUGCCUGAAGAACUACCUCAAAAUCCAGCGACAGUGUCCCGUGGACAGACAGCCCCUGGCCGUUCACGAUGUCCAGUCCUCCAGUAUCUUAGUACGCCGGUUACUGGACAAGCUUUUGGUGGUGUGCCCCAAUGUGGAUUACUGUGAGGAGGUUCUGCCCCGCUGUGAACUUGAGGCCCACCUUCUCCACCGUUGUCGGGGGGCCGUCACUAAGUGUAUCAAGGCCACACUGGGCUGUACCUUCCAGGGCCCCCGCAGUGCCCUACAGAGCCACCUAUGGGAGUGUCAGUUCAGAGACCAAGAUGGAGGCAAAAAUCCAGUCCUGGAUGGGGAAGUGUCAACUAUUGAAAUCCAGAGAAGUCAAGCAGACCUUGGUAUCAGUAUUGUAGGAGGAAAUGACACUCCUCUAGGAUGCAUUGUGAUACAGGAAGUAUUUCCUGAUGGGGUUAUCGCUAAGGAUGGACGACUGAUGCCUGGGGACCAGAUACUAGAGGUGAAUGGUGAAGAUCUAACCCAGGCUUCUCACUACAAAGCUCAGCAGUUACUGGGACAUUACUACCCUGUUUGUCGCUUCACUCUAUACAGAGAAAAGGCCGAGGAAAAUCGACCAAUAGAAAAAGAAGAGAUACUGAAAAUAACAUUGAACAAAGUCAAAGGGAAGCAACUUGGAAUUAAACUUGUUGGGAAAAGGAUUGGUCCAGGGGUGUAUAUCCUCAAUCUAGUCCCAGAGAGCCUUGCAGCAUUAGACGGCCGAUUAAGACCGGAUGACAGGGUGCUAGAAAUAAACGGUGUAGACGUAUCGUAUGGGACACAAGAACAGGCAGCUCAGGUUAUUCAGACAAGUGAGGACAGGGUCCAGUUUGUGAUAUCUCGGUGCAGUCGUCCUCAGACACCGGAUCUCAUUAGGUCUACAGCAGAUAAUACCGUUGUUCAUCCUAACUAUGAAAACCAUUCACCGUACAGCAGUCUGAGUGGGCAGCAAGGGGAGAAACUUGUCACUGUAUCCAAGGACGCUCAGGAAUCUCUGGGAAUCAGUGUGGCGGGGGGAGUUGACAGCCCCCGAGGAGAUACCCCCAUAUACAUCACAAACAUCAACCUGACAGGAUGUCUGGGCAAAACUAAACAGGUCAAGAAAGGAGACAUUUUGUUGUCCAUAAAUGGAAAGAGUUUGCUCGGCUUGAGUCAUAACCAAGCAGUUAAUCUGGUGAAACUAAACACAGAAGCCAAGGUCGUCUGUUUGAAGGUCAUUGAGGGGUCUGAAACCUCGUAUGGACAGGGAAACUUCACACCUACAUGGCUGUUUUGGCAGAAAGUUCCAAGUAUCUGUCAGACCAUUAAGACUGUGACCUUAUUAAGGAGUCCCAGCGGUAGCCUUGGUUUCUCAUUGGUUGGAGGUUCAGACAAGGACACAGGACCACAGGUGCCUGUCCAUGUCAAGUCUGUUGUCAUGGAAACUCCAGCUGCCAAAGAUGGCAGACUAAAAUGUGGUGAUAUUCUUUUGAGUGUAAACCAGCAUUCCUUAGUGAACAUAACACAUUCCAGGGCCGUGGAUCUCCUCAAACAAGCUGAUGGUGCUGUUACAUUAACUGUUGUCUCAUGGCCAGGAACCAUUGUAUGACACAGAUACAAUUUGUAACACAAAAUUUCAUUUGUCUGGUACCAUUGUCUGACACACAUGCAUUUUGUUAUACAAAAUCUCAUUGGUCAAACAGCAUCCAACAACAAUUUUUAUUGUGCUGUACAUCAACGAAUUUCAUUGGUUGAAAAAAUGUAAAAAAAAAAAUCACUGAUUUAUGCAGCUUGGUACAGAAUGUUUUAUUGGUUAUUGCAGCACCUUAUAGGUGUACUGCUGCUGUAAGACUGACCUUUGAUUCUAUAAUGGAUGGCAUCUGUAAUGUGUAUGUUGAAGUAGUAUUAACUUUCAAAGUUAUUGAUUGUAUGACAUUUGAUGAAAUGUGAUGCUUCAACAGCUACUUUAAUUAAUCUCUGUGAUUAGAUUCAUUUGUUAAGACUCUUCUGUGACAGAAGGAUUCAAGUUUAAUGAAGAUUCUCAUAUUAAUGUUGAUAUUUAAUGAAGAAUGGACAUUUGUUAGUACACAUGAAUGUAUGCAUUUCAGCACAACCUUCAAAAGGAAAUGUUUGAUGUCUGUUCUGUUUCCAAAGAUUUUAUCUUUGUUCUAGAUGAAAUAUAAAAUUAUAUGAUAUCAUUCCCCUUUAAAGUUAACACCACUCUGUUAAAAUUUACUGCAGGAAUUCUGUUGCCUUUCUAGUCUUUCUGAGCCCAGGACUCAAGUCAGUUGUUUUUGGUCAAAGACUAUUCCUAUUGUAGUCUGUCUGUGGAUUUUAUGUCAUCUGUAAAGUUUUCUUAUAAAGUUUCUUUUACAGACCUACACACAAAAUUUCUACCAAACUUGUCAGAAAGCAUCCUUUAAUGAAGGGAAUUCAAGUUUGUUUUUUUUUCAAAUUAAGAACAAUGUCCUCUCUCUCAAAGGGAGGUAAUCUUCUUCUUAAGAAAACCAUGAAAACCAUGAAAUAUUUAAAUGCAGGCAUCAUCCUUAUGGUAGUGUAUAUCUUUUUUUAAUCACAACACCCAGGAAUCGGCUGGGGCUACAAGUUUUUUUUAAAUUAUAAGAAAUAAAACGGUAUUCAUUUUUCCAUUUAAAGAAGACAAUGGAGACUUAGUCUAACACAUGAUCUUUUUUCCUGCAAUAUUUGAUUUAUCUUUUAAGUCAUUGAUAAGAUUUUUAAUAAAUAAUUUUUUUUAAAUUUUUAUCUAAGUUUUAAAUGAAUAAGGUAUCACAUUUUCAAAAUGGUACUGUAUUUGUAUUAGUUGUUAAUGACCAUACUACAUCUGAUCUUAUUGAACCUUUGCACAAUCUGAGCACAAUAUUUAUGCAAUGUUCAUUAUUCUAGUCAUUACAUAUAACCUUUCAUUGUUUAAUUUCUAUUUUGUCUUAAGGUUCAUAAACCCUCUGCUCACUCAUAUAAAAUGUUGCUUGAACCUUCAGAUUUUC